Molecule: messenger RNA, 912 nt
Organism: Guyanagaster necrorhizus
Lineage: Eukaryota; Fungi; Basidiomycota; Agaricomycetes; Agaricales; Physalacriaceae
Exons: 4
Coding region: 100-912 (270 amino acids)
Source: RefSeq, a predicted model, not a curated record
CCAGCACCAGACCGACACACAGCCAUCAGUAGCGAACCCCAGCACCGAAGGAUGAUAUCUAACCCCAUUACUUUGUGCUGAAAACGCCUUUAUCGAAAUAUGGCAGAAGCACACGAUGCACCUCGCUCUUCUGAGGCUUCAUUCGAGUCUCAAACACUUCUCAGAGAUUUUCUGGCUUCAUUGUACUCCAAAUACUCCUGGCUGAAGGAAUUUUCGUCGGAACUCUCUACGGCUUCUACUCACCAGGACGAUAUUUUCACCAGGCCUCCUCUCAGUCAUUCUGUGCGAAACCUAGACGAGGCAGCUAUGAAAAUAGAGGCUGAUAUCAAUAUAGCCCGCCGUGCACUUGAUUAUCUGGAGCGCCACGCCAAGAACCCCUUCCCUGGGCUGGAGUGGCCUUUUCUCAAGCACCCUCGCUCAAAACUGUCAAAUAGUCUCGAGCUGACCUCUCUGUUAUUGGCAACGGCACUGGGAACAGAUUCAAAUGAUACUGGAAGGACCGAAUCCUGUCCUCCUGGCGCGCUCCAGUCGCUCAAUAUUCUGAUUUCUAACUCCGGCUGCACCCUCACGAAGCUCACCCUUGCCCGCGCCCAUCUGAAUGACGGCCUCGUAGACAUUCUGAGAUGGUUGCGGACGCUCUGCGAGUUGGAGAUCAUGAUCAAGGCAUGGACGGUGAUGGACGGUGAUGUGCUCCAUGCUGUUGUAUCCUCCUUGGCAGAGGUCGAUGAUCAUGGACGAUACUGUGUUGUUCCUCACCUCCGCUCCCUAUCUAUUGAAGCAUGGGGCUUCAUGUCUGACACGGCGACAUUUUUUGACCUGGAUUUCGUUGAGAUGAUCUCCUCUAGAGUGAGAAUGGCCGAGUCGUGUCUCCAUUGUACUCGAAGAACGGCUGGGGUGGUCUUUGACCGGUAG